ACGACGACGUCGAGAGCAACAGCUAUUUGGACGUCGCGCUUAUUGCUCGUAGCCGGUGAGCAGUCCAGUGCUACUAACCUGUCGAAAAACAUCGGGCCGAAAUAGCGGCUGACCUCGUGUCUGUGUUCCGACAGGGUGGCACGCUACGUGAUAUAGGAAACUUUUGUGAGUCAGAACAAUAAAAGCAGAAGAGCAAUAAGAAUUGCUAAGAUCGUAGUAGCUUUCGGAAUCAACAAUCGUCUGGUGGAUCGCGUUGUUAUCGUUGCUGUCAUCGCUACUGUUAUUGUUAUUGUUGUAAUUGUUGGUGUUAUUGGUGUUGUUGUUUUAAUAAUAAUUACAGUAGUCGUUAUUGUUAUUGUUGUUGUGCUGGUGGUGGCGACGAUGGUAACCACAUCUACAGUGCUCUCGCGAGAGUUUAAGCUACGAGUCGGGGGUUAAAUUGUGCAACCGAGUGUCGCCGACACGUGUCGUGUCGGGCAAUAGUGGGUGAAUAAGUUCCUGACUUCAUUUGGGAGUCCCGAUAGCGCAGCUCUCAAAACCGGCGUCGAGUCGGUUAAUUGUUACCUCCUCGUUCCGGAUCAGUGUUCGAAACUCCCGCGCGCAGUGCCGUGUCGUCGGGCAGUUUCGACCCCAUAAUUGGCCGACACGACGAUUUCGCAAAAGCCCCGUAGUAGUAGCAGCGCGGGCGGCGGUGGCGGCGGUGCCAUCGGCGAUAAACGAGCGACUUGGACGGGUUCGACCGUCUACGAGGAAUACGACCUCGCGCACCGCUCGUCCGAACGUAUAAAAGUGAGGCGUGCUUGCGAGGAGUCGGUGCAGCUGUUGAGUGAGAGGCAGGCCAACGGCACUCCUAUACCCAUCACCACGAGCAUCAAUCAGAUCAAGCGACGCAUCAUCGCCAAGUUAUUCUCCGGCGGCAAGGGAGGGUUGGCGGGCGCAUCCGGCCAGCAAGAUUUGCCGACAAACAGCGGCAACAGCAGCAUGGACCUGGGCGAUCGUGUUUACGCGGCCGAGAGGAUCACCAAGAAGCGUGUCAAGAGGGGCAAAGUCGAGUACUACGUCAAAUGGAAGGGUUGGAGCAAAAAAUACAACACGUGGGAACCAGAAGAAAAUAUUUUAGAUUACAGGUUAAUCGAACUUUAUGAAGAGAGUCAAAGGGGAGGUGAUAUCACGACUAGAAGACCAAGGCGAAGGGAUGCAAGAUAUAGUGAGCAAGUGCUCGCUAAUCUUGUUGUGGAGGAGGAGCCGGGCGGGGACGAGCGCGUGGGCGAGGAUAGUCAGGAUGAAUCGGCGAGUGAGGCUUCGGCCGCGGCCGCAUCGACGGUUGUAGCCGUAGUUGAGCGCCUCAACGAUGUCGGUGUCGACGGCCUCAACGUCGACGAAGAUACCUUGGCAAGUUCACUUGAUGGGCGCGAUUCUCCGGUGCCGCCCACCGAGCUUUCAGCCUCGGCAGACAGCUCGAGCAGUAGUGUCGACAUUCCCCUCUUACCGGAACGCGAGCCUGCCGGUACCAAGAGGAAGGCCGAGGUAUUGAGCAAGGAAUCCGGUAAGAUCGGCGUCACAAUCACUACCAGCAGCCCAAGCAGUGGCAGUGGCAGUCCGCCACCCAACAAAAUACCCAGACUCUUACCACUCAAGGCCACCAACAGUUCCACUUCACCGACUUAUCAUACGCAUAAAGUGAAUGGUAGGCGACCAUCUUCAUCAAGCGUGAAAUCAACGCCGGAAGAGCCACUACCGGCUGUCCCCACGACACCGGCCCCCCCCUUGCUGGACAAGAAGCGACCUGAGGCCGAUGUGCCACGUGGACCGCCACCGUCACUACCGCGAGCUCCUUCAUCUCCUCUGUCCCCCCAAAUCGAGACACCACUUGAACUCCAUCCGAUACAUCAACAACAGCAGCAGCAGCAACAGCAGCAACAGCAACAUUUACAGCAACCAACGAAAAAGAAGCAUCAGCAGCAGAACAUGGUGCAACAGGAACAGCGUAAGAGCGGUGAAAAGGAGAAAACACAACAACAAAACGGCCAGAUAAGCAUGGACGUUAACGGACAUAAAUCACCAAGUCCCACGGAUUCUUAUACCAACAAUAACAGGUUAAAUGUUACAGUUCUCAACGGCCAUCACAGCCACAAUAAUAUCAUCAACAAUAAUAAUAACAACAACAACAUCAUCAUAAACAACAACAAUAAUCUUAACACCAAUAUCACGAAUAACAAUAACAACAACAAUAAUAGCAACAAUAAUAAUAAUAUAAACAGUAUCAAAUCAACGAGCAUUAAACAGCAGCAUCAACAACAGACAGAUGUAAUAAAACCAAGUGAAACUGUUUACAUGCCACUUAUAAGUCCCGGCACUGAUUAUUGGCACGCGCGUAAUCCUGUGGCUGAUCAGGUCUUCAUUACGGACGUUACCGUUAAUCUCAAGACCGUCACCAUCAGGGAAUGCAAGACUGAGAAAGGAUUCUUUCGUGAGCGAGAUCCGAAGAGCGAUGUUUAUCAAUAAAUGAUGGCUUAGAUAAUUGGUUAAGAGAAAACCGUGUGUUGUAAUAUUCAAAUGUUUUAAAGCUUGUAUAUAUAAAUUAUUUUCGCACUAAAGCACGAGACGAGCGC
This is a messenger RNA of Ceratosolen solmsi marchali, 2612 nucleotides long. Its product is annotated as probable serine/threonine-protein kinase samkC. Gene Ontology annotation, molecular function: chromatin binding. The record is from RefSeq and is a predicted model, not a curated record. Bases 982 to 2505 code for a protein of 507 amino acids. Gene Ontology annotation, biological process: negative regulation of transcription by RNA polymerase II. NCBI's taxonomy places the organism in Eukaryota, Metazoa, Arthropoda, Insecta, Hymenoptera, Agaonidae. Gene Ontology annotation, cellular component: chromatin; PRC1 complex. The transcript is spliced from 5 exons.